Molecule: messenger RNA, 3123 nt
Organism: Limanda limanda (common dab)
Lineage: Eukaryota; Metazoa; Chordata; Actinopteri; Pleuronectiformes; Pleuronectidae
Gene: gfpt2
Product: glutamine-fructose-6-phosphate transaminase 2
Exons: 19
Coding region: 79-2136 (685 amino acids)
Biological process (GO): carbohydrate derivative biosynthetic process; fructose 6-phosphate metabolic process; UDP-N-acetylglucosamine metabolic process
Molecular function (GO): L-glutamine:D-fructose-6-phosphate transaminase (isomerizing) activity; carbohydrate derivative binding
Source: RefSeq, a predicted model, not a curated record
AGCAUCUCUCCAGCAACCAGGAGGAAACUUACUGACGCGCCGCUUCCUCACUGACAGAUCCUCGCCCCAGCUCCAGCCAUGUGUGGGAUCUUUGCCUACCUGAAUUACCAAGUGCCUCGCACCAGAAGGGAGGUAUUUGAGACGCUGGUGAAGGGACUGCAGCGCCUGGAGUACAGAGGGUACGAUUCAGCAGGUGUUGCUGUGGACGGCCCUGACAAGUCGGGCACUGACAUCAACAGUAACAGCAUCUGCUUGAUCAAGAAGACAGGAAAGGUCAAGGCCCUGGAGGAGGAGCUUCACAAAAAAGACACACUUGACCUGGACGCCAAGCUGUACACACACUUUGGCAUCGCUCACACUCGCUGGGCCACGCACGGAGAGCCGAGUGCUGUGAACAGCCAUCCUCACCGCUCUGACAAGGAAAAUGAGUUUGUUGUCAUCCACAAUGGAAUCAUCACCAACUACAAAGAGCUGAAGAAGUACCUGAUCGCCAAAGGAUAUGAGUUUGAGUCAGAGACGGACACAGAGGUGAUCCCGAAAUUGAUCAAAUAUGUUUACGACAACCGUGAGAACGACAACGUCACUUUCUCCACGCUGGUUGAGAGAGUCAUUCCACAGCUGGAGGGGGCCUUCGCUCUGGUGUUUAAAAGCCGUCAUUUCCCUGGAGAUGCUGUUUCCACCAGGAGAGGAAGUCCAUUGCUCAUUGGUGUGCGAAGUGAGCACGAGCUGUCCACCGAGGACAUCACCGUCCAGUACAACAACGGUCCUCUAAAGGAGGUAGUCCAGGAAAGGAACAGCCAUAACCGUCCUGACAGCUCCGACCCCAUCGACUCAGAGGGGGGUGGGAGGGCUGUGGAGUAUUACUUUGCCUCUGACGCCAGCGCCAUCAUUGAGCACACGAACAAGGUGCUGUACCUGGAGGAUAAUGACAUCGCAGCGGUGACUGAGGGGAAACUCUCCAUCCACAGGCUGAACCGGCAGGCCGGGGACGACCCUGUGAGGGCGAUCCAGACCCUGCAGAUGGAGCUGCAACAGAUCAUGAAAGGAAACUACGAUGCCUUCAUGCAGAAGGAGAUCUUUGAGCAGCCGGAGUCAGUGGUCAACACUAUGAGAGGCCGGAUUUGUUCGGAUUCCAACAAAGUGGUUCUCGGUGGGCUGAAGGACCAUCUGAAAGAAAUCAAGCGGUGCAGACGGUUAAUCGUGAUUGGCUGUGGCACGAGCUUCCACGCGGCAGUGGGUACCCGACAGAUCCUCGAGGAGCUCACAGAGCUGCCCGUCAUGGUGGAGCUGGCGAGCGACUUCCUGGACCGCAACACUCCCGUUUUCAGAGAUGAUGUUUGCUUCUUCAUCAGCCAGUCAGGAGAGACAGCAGACACCUUGAUGGCACUGUGCUACUGCAAAGACCAUGGCGCUCUAACAGUUGGAAUAACCAACACUGUGGGCAGCUCCAUUUGUAGAGAAACAGACUGUGGAGUCCACAUCAAUGCUGGGCCUGAGAUCGGAGUGGCAAGCACCAAGGCCUACACCAGUCAGUUUGUGGCCCUCAUCAUGUUUGGUCUCAUGAUGAGUGAGGACAGGCUCUCCCUACAGAAGAGAAGACUGGAGAUCAUCGCUGGCCUCAGGGUGCUACCUGAGCUGAUAAAGAAGGUGUUGACUCUGGAUGAUAAGAUCAAGACCAUUGCCAAUGAGCUGUACGAGGAAAGGUCCCUUCUGGUCAUGGGCCGUGGUUACAACUAUGCCACCUGCCUAGAGGGGGCGCUGAAAAUCAAGGAGAUCACGUACAUGCACUCAGAAGGGAUCCUGGCUGGGGAGCUGAAACACGGCCCCCUGGCGCUCAUCGACAAAAACAUGCCAGUCAUCAUGAUCAUCAUGAGAGACGGCUGCUACACCAAGUGCCAGAAUGCUCUGGAGCAAGUCACUGCCAGAUCGGGUCGGCCCAUCAUCCUGUGUUGCCAAGACGACCCUGAGGUGACUAAUCAUGCCUACAAGACGAUUGAGCUGCCGCACACUGUGGACUGUCUGCAGGGCAUCCUCUGCGUCAUCCCCCUUCAGCUCCUGUCCUUCCACUUGGCCGUCCUCCGAGGAUUUGAUGUUGACUGUCCCCGAAACUUGGCCAAGUCUGUGACUGUGCAGUGAACACGGUUCACAGAGAGGAGAGAGGCGGCUCAUAGAUUAACUGUGCAAUCGUACAUUUGAGCAUUUAGUAUGUUUUCGUGCGUGUGUGUGUGUAUGUGAUUGUGUGUGGAUGGGGGGAAGUAGUGCGUGUGUGUGUAGGAAGGAGUGAAUGAGCGAGUGAAUGUGACAGAUGGAAGGAGGUUGAUAUGGUGCAGUUCCUUUUAUUAAGAAACUAGAGAGAAAUGUGAAGUAGGACCAAUACACUGCUGAGGACCUGCCAGUGCCAUUGAGGCCUCGCGGAACAAUCUAUGAAAAUCUCUGACAACAAUCAAACAUCCAAAGAAACAUGAAAUGCCUUUUUUUAAAAUCAAUCUCAAGUUGAGCCGAAAUCAAGUACACAAGGUAUAUUGAAGUGUUUACAGUUGUGCAAUAUUGGAACCAAAUGUGCAUUAUGAAUGUACAAAAUCAUGAAUGAGGUGAUUAAUUCUCUUCCUGUUUUAUCCUAUGUCCAUCGGGAGCUCCUUGAACAUGUGUUGCACAAUGGGAAUUGUAGGUAUACAGUUUUGUUCCAGAUAAAUCUCUGAGUUAUGAUAAUCAUAUUUUAUGUAUUUUGUUGCACACUCAUGCAAUUACUGUGCCUGGUGGGACAUCAACCCACAAUUUUUUAUCAGAAGCUCCCAGAAGUUAGUUCCUCUCUCUGACGUGUUGUAUUGAUCCUUUUUACAUGUUUAAGCUUCAUUUUUAUUAUUCCAUUGUAAUUUAAAAUAUAUAUAGAAUGUCUGGUGUGAAACUACAGUUUCCAAAGUUAGUUCAUGUUAGAACCAGAUUUUCUUUAUAUAGGGUGGAGCAUUUCCAUUGGCAAACACAAACAUUAUUCAAGAAUAGUCUGGCAGCAAAAUAAAUGAUGUACCAUGAUUUUUAAUACCUUUGUUUUGACAGCCAUUUCUAUGGGUUUACAGUAAUGAUAAUAUUCGGUAUUUAUCAGAUUUUUAUUUUAUAGGGCCUAAG